Molecule: messenger RNA, 4768 nt
Organism: Nerophis ophidion (straightnose pipefish)
Lineage: Eukaryota; Metazoa; Chordata; Actinopteri; Syngnathiformes; Syngnathidae
Product: contactin-5-like
Exons: 23
Coding region: 1373-4321 (982 amino acids)
Biological process (GO): cell-cell adhesion; brain development
Molecular function (GO): cell-cell adhesion mediator activity
Source: RefSeq, a predicted model, not a curated record
CCCCGCGGGCGACCACGGCAGCAUCACGGUGGGGGACCCGCCCUACCCGACUGGGCUGUCUUUGCCAGCCACCCUCAUCCCGCUAUGAACCUGCCUGACCCUCAGGAGGACCACACAAGUCAAGAGUGAUUGGAGCACAUACUUGUUGGUCACAAAAAACAUUCAUGAAGUCUGGUUCUUUUAUGAAUUUAUUAUGGGUCUACUGAAAAUGUGAGCAAAUCCCCAAGCUUCUGGCAAGCUUCUGCUUGAAUUUUUGACCACUCCUCUUAACGAAAUUGGUGCAGUUCAGCUAAAUGUGUUGGUUUUUUGACAUGGACCUGUUUCUUCAGCAUUGUCCACACGUUUAAGGCAGGAAUUUGGGAAGGCCAUUCUAAAACCUUCAUUCUAGCCCUAUUUUAGCCAUUCCUUUACCACUUUUGACAUGUGUUUGGGGUCAUGGUCCUGUUUGAUCACCCAACUGUGCCCAAGACCCAACCUCCGGGCUGAUAAUUUUAGGUUGUCCUGAAGAAAUAGAGGAAAUCUUCCUGUUUCAUUGUCCCAUUUAAAGCACCAGCAAAACAGGCCCAGAGCAUAAUACUACCACCACCAUGCUUGACGAUAGGGAUGUUGUUCCUGAGAUUAAAGACCUCACAUUUUCUCCUCCAAACAUAUUGCUGGGUUUUGUGGCCACACAGCUUAAUUUUUGUUUCAUCUGACCACAGAACUUUCCUCCAGAAGGUCUUAUCUUUGUCCAUGUGAUGUCAGAGUUUCAAGUACCUCGGAGUCUUGUUUACGAGUGAGGGAAAAGUGGAUCGUGAGAUCGACAAGCAGAUCGGUGCGGCGUCUUCAGUAAUGCGUACACUGUAUCGAUCCGUCGUGGUGAUGAAGGAGCUGAGCCGGAAGGCAAAGCUCUCAAUUUAUCGCCGAUCUACGUUCCCAUCCUCACCUAUGGUCAUGAGCUUUGGGUUAUGAUCGAAAAGACAAGAUCACGGGUGCAAGCAGCCGAAAUUAGUUUCCUCUGCAGGGUGUGAGGGAGGAGCUCAAAUUAAAGCUGCUCCUCCACAUGGAGAGAAGCCAGACGAGCUGGUUGAGGCAUCUGGUCAGCAUGCCACCCGAACGCCUCCUUAGGGAGGUGUCUAAGGCACGUACGACCGGUAGGAAGCGUCAGAGAAGACCCAGGACAAGUUGGGAAGACUAUGUCUGCCGGAUCCCCCGGGAGGAGCUGGAUGAAAUGGCUGGGGAGAGAGAAGUCUGGGUUUCCCUGCUUGGGCUGCUGCCCCCGCGACCCCACCUUGGAUAAGCGGAAGAAGAAAGCCAAGAGUUGGGACUAGUUUUCAUCCAGGAGCCCGAGGAUGUGAUUUUCCCUUUGAGUGUUGAUGGCGACAACAACGUGAUGAUGCACUGCGAGGCGCGGGGGAACCCUUCCCCCACGUACAGCUGGUACGUGAACGGCACCAAGCUGGACGUGGAGGCCCACCGGCGCUACAAACUCAUCCACGGCCACCUGGUGGUCGCCAACGGCAGUCAGAGCGCCGACUCUGGGAAGUACCAAUGUCGCGCCCACAACGCUUUUGGCACGGCGCUCAGCCGGGACGCCCUUUUGCAGUUUGCAUAUGUUGAAGAUUUCAGCAAGAAGAGCCGAGGUGGCGUCUCCGUGCGUGAAAGCCAAGGUGUUGUGCUGAUGUGCUCGCCCCCCCCUCACUCUCCAGAGAUCGUCUAUAGUUGGGUGUUCAACCACUUCCCGUCCUUGGUGGCGGAGGACAGCCGGCGCUUCGUGUCGCAGGCGACAGGGAACUUGUACGUGUCCAAGGUCCAACCCUCCGACGUGGGCAGCUACAUCUGCCUGCUCAAGAACACGCUCACCAACGCCCGCGUCCUCAGCCCGCCCACGCCGCUCACCCUCAGAACUGACGGAGUGAUGGGAGAAUACGAGCCCAAACUGGAAGUCACCUUCCCCUCAUCCCAGUCAGCUGCCAAGGGUGUGACCGUCACCCUGGAGUGUUUCGCCCUGGGCAAUCCAGUUCCAACCAUUACAUGGAGGAAACUGAAUGGAAACAUUCCCAAGAAGGCCAGACUUCGCAAGUCUCAGGCACUUCUGGAGAUUCCUGACAUCCAGCUGGAGGACUCGGGGACCUACGAGUGCAAAGCUGACAAUCCUCGAGGAGGAGCCACCUUCAAAGGACUUCUGCAGGUCUACGCGUCACCAGAGUGGGUGAAGAAGAUGGAGGACAGGCGGGUGGACAGUGGAGAGACUCUGCAGUGGGAGUGCAAGGCCACAGGGAGACCCAGGCCCACAUAUCGCUGGUUACGUAACGCUUUACCUUUGACGUCGCAGGGUCGAAUAGAGGUGGUGAACGGCCAGCUGACCAUCCACCAAGUGCAGCCUGCAGACUCAGGAGUGUACCAGUGUGUGGCGGAAAACACCCACGCUGCACUCUACGCCAACGCUGCACUCACAGUUUUAGCAUCACCGCCCGUCUUCUUGGCCAACGCCGUGCGAGUCAUGGCCACGCUGGGCAAGGACGUGUCCAUGGAGUGCAAAGCGCGGGCGUCGCCCAGAGCCAGGAUGACGUGGCGGCGAGGAGAGCGCAGGAUCCAGCCCAGCAGAAGGUUCCUGCUGCUGAGGAACAACACUUUGAAGAUCCUCAACGCCAGCCAGGCGGAUGAAGGGGAGUAUGUGUGCCGGGCGGAGAAUCAGCUGGGCUGGGCGGAGAUGUCGGCCGUCUUGUGGGUCAAAGAGGCCAUGCGUGUGGAUCUGAGUCCCAGCAGCGUGGAGGUGACGGUGGGAGAGAGCGUGGUGCUGAGCUGCAAGGUCUCACACGACAGCUCCAUGGACGUCACCUUCCUGUGGACAUUCAACCAGCAGCCAAUCACCUUCCAGCAGGGAGGAGGACACUUUGAGUACAUCCAGACAGUCAGAGCCAAGCACACCUCCACGGUGGAUCUGAUGAUCAGGAGUAUUCUGCUGAUGCAUGCUGGGAAGUACGCCUGCAAGGCUCACACCAGUGCUGACACCGUGGCUGCGGAGGCGGAGCUUCUGGUUCGAGGUCCUCCCGGCCCUCCUGGAGUGGCCAUCGUGGAGGAGAUCGGUGCCACCAGUGCCAGCCUGUCCUGGAGCCGUGGUCUGGACAACCACAGUCCCAUCAGCACCUACCAGCUGCAGGCCCGCAGCCCCUUCUCUAUGGGCUGGCACAACGUCCAGACGGACCCAGAGUCUGUGACUGGAGACCUGGAGGCAGCCAUGGCGGUGCAGCUCAACCCUUGGGUGGAAUACCAGUUCCGAGUGGUGGCCAGUAACGCAAUCGGAACUGGAGACCCCAGUCCACCUUCGAGAGGGGUCCGCACUAAAGAAGCAGUGCCGUCUGUGGCGCCCGCUAAGGUGAGCGGUGGCAGUGGUCGCAGGCACGAGUUGGUCAUCUCCUGGGAGCCUGUGUCAGAAGAGUUCCAGAACGGUGAAGGUUUCGGGUACAUCGUGGCCUUCCGCGCUAACGGCAGCAGAGGGUGGAAGGAGAAAAUGGUGACGUGUGCAGACUCCGCCUCCUACAAGUACCGAGAUGAGACCUUCCCGCCUCUCACCGCCUUCCAGGUGAAAGUGGGCGUGUACAACAACAAGGGGGACGGUCCUUUCAGCCAGGUGGUCAUCAUUCACUCUGCAGAGGGCGAACCCAGGGAGGCGCCAUCAGACGUCAAGGCCUCCACCAUUUCCUCUUCACAAAUAAAGGUCACGUGGACGCCACCGCAUCCUGGUCCUGGAAGGCCCCGAGGCUAUGAGGUGAGCUCCUGGAAAGAUACGGAGAAAGAGGAGUUAGGAUGGAAGCAGAGAACCUUGAAGAACGAGACCUCCAUGGUGCUAGAAGGUCUAGAAGGAAACACAGGUUACUUCAUCAGAGUCCGAGGCUUCAACAACAUCGGCCAAGGUCCUGCCAGCGACACCGUCUCAGCCCACACCAGGAAAGCCCCUCCUUUGCAACCUCCAAGCAACCUGCUGUGGAUCCAAGAGGGCAACAACGUGUCUUUAAGUUGGGACCCGGUCAAGGCCAAGGACAACGAGUCUGAAGUCAUCGGGUACAUGGUGUUACUGGAGCAAGAGGGCAAAGGUCACCGCCAGGUGAGCCGCACCAUCAACCCGUCCAGCGCACUUUCCCUUCCUGAGGGCGGCACCUACGUCAUCCAGGUGCGAGUCCUCAGUGAGGGUGGGGAAGGAGCGUUGUGCUCACAAGUACGACUUGUCACGUCUUCUGGUGUGCGGGUGAAGAGCGGCCAUGUUUCUUUGCACGUGUGCAGAGAGAAGCUGACGUGGACGAUGCUGAUCCUGCUCCUGGUGCCGUCAGCUUCCUGGUGAGACUUCCUGUCCUCCUUCCUGGGGGAGAAGAACUCGCUGGUCUUCUGCUUUGUGAUUCCCGAGGACUUCUGGAAGAAACGGACGGUGUGGAGUACAAAAGCGCGGUUUGGUUUUUCCUCUUCCUCGCUGCUGUGGUGCUCGACGCGAGUGCGACCACGGACUUCUUCAACCUUUGGUACCUUCUCUCAUGGACUCACUCCCAGACUGCCAGGUGUGGACAAUCCCUGGAGAUCUGCCAAGGAUUAGCCCCCCCAAGACCACCUUUAGGUCAGAACUCUCAGUAAUCCUUCUUUUUGGUACUCGCCCACCUUUUUCUACGCAACUACUUCCUGUUUUCUACUCCCAGACCAAAAGUUUGACUUCGUGGUUCGUCGGACGUGAGAAAGUAGUGAGAGUGAACCUCUGUAGCGCCCCCGCUGGCAAAUAAAUGUCAUGUCUAUUUUUAAA